AUGAAUGUCCUUGACCGUAUAAUCCUCUGCCUUUGCUUCCUACGAUUGCAAGAACAUUUGAUCACCCUCAGAGACAUCGAACUCUUCAUAAUUAUCUUUUUCCACCAAAUGCCAGGCUUUGCAUUCCAGCUCCGCGCAAUAUGCACCCUUCUUGCAGUACAAGCUGCUCUUGGUUCCCUACGAACGUUCAACUUCACCGUUCAUAGCGCCCAGCGCAGCCCAGAUGGGUACUUCCGUGAAGUCUACGUAAUCAAUGGACAGCAGCCCGGUCCGAUGAUUGAAGUUGACGAAGGGGAUGAUGUGGAGGUGUUCGUUCGCAAUGAGUUGCCAGUUAGCACUACUAUCCAUUGGCAUGGGAUACUACAGCGUGGAACGCCAGACAUGGAUGGGGUCCCAGGAGUAACACAGCACCAAAUACCACCUGGAGGAAAUUUUACGUACAGAUUUUCCGUGAAAGACGAGUAUGGGUUCUACUGGUAUCAUUCGCAUUUCCGCGCAUACUACAACGAUGCUAUACGGGGCCCACUCAUGAUCCGACCAGCACCCUCUCGUCGUCGACCGUUUGAAGACAUGGCUGCAAGCAGAGUUGAGCGUGAACAGCUGCUACAGGCUGAGAGGGAUGCGGUAUCUAUCCUCCUGAAUGACUGGACACACGAUCUGUCGGACACAAUCUUUAGCCGGUACCUCGAAACAGGUGCCUUCCCCAACUGUGUUGACAGUAUUCUGGCCAAUGGCCUGGGAAGGGUAGAAUGCCUGCCAAAGUAUAUGCUCGAUGCAGGCCCGGGGUUGGGCCUGACGGACGAAGUCAAUGCCACACACCACAACCCUACUGCGACAAUGGCCACAUCGGUAAUGCAAAUGCCAACGAUGGCGAGAAGAAUGGAAGAUCCCGCCGAUGACAACCCCCACGGCCAGAUGUCCAUGCCUCCAAUGAGCACAACCAACCCGUCAGAGUCAACCAUGUCCACAACGGGCGGGAUGACUAUGCCCAGCUCAGACACCAUGGGCGAGUCCGACACCAUGGGCGAGUCAAUGAGGUUGGGCCCUCGGGGCUGCAUGCCACCUAUGAUGUUCAGGCAGGGAUACGAUAUCAACUCGCUGCCAUCAGAGACAUGUGUGAACACAACAUCACAACAGUUAGUGGUCAACGCAAAUGUAUCUCAAGGAUGGCUUGCCCUCAACCUUGUGAAUUCUGGAGCUGUUAGCAACCUUAAGGUCUCUCUUGACAGUCAUUCAAUGCAUGUCUAUGCUGCAGACGGACUCUAUGUGACCCUGCAGGAGGUUAAGGUUCUUGAAAUCGCUCUCGGCCAACGAUAUUCUGUGAUGAUAAAGCUUGACCAGCCUGCCGGCAACUACUACCUUCGAUUCGCUACUUAUCCGAAUGGUGAUAUGCAGCAGGUCUUGGAAGGCCAGGCAAUAGUGUCCUAUAAUACCACCGGAAACGAUACACAGGAUAUCUCGGUUGAUCCAAUGUCUGUUUGGAUGUUGACUAACGGAUCCGCUACACAAGGGGCCAAUGAACUGGUAGAAUCACGUCUGGCACCGUUUGAGGGUAAUAGACCUCCCACUACAGUUGCCGAUGUCACUCGGUUCUUCAAUAUCAAUCAGACCGGCAUUGUCACCUGGGUUGUGGACCAGUAUCCGUAUACUGAACCAACGAUCCCAAUCAUCUACGGUAACAGGUCAGAUGGAUGGAAUUCGAACACCACCCUCCAUUUACCGACGAAUUCGACCGUCGAUAUCGUUAUGAAUGUGGCAAAUUCCUCGAUGGAUACGAUGGGCCAUCCAAUGCACCUUCAUGGCCAUAAAUUCUGGGUUCUAGGUUCUGGCAGUGGCUCAUUCCCUUACCAGUCGGUCGCAGAAGCGCCGUCGUCCCUUAUUAACCUCGACGACCCUCCGUACAGGGAUACCGCGAAUUUACCACCAUCAGGAUGGCUAGCAAUUCGCUAUAUCACCGAUAACCCGGGCGCAUGGAUACUUCAUUGCCAUAUCCAGUGGCAUAUUGUGUCUGGAAUGGCGCUGGUCUUAGUAGAGGGCGAAGAUCAGCUCGAUAGUUUGAUCCGGCAAGUCGCUCUCGGUACUGUGCUGAAUGCACUGGUCGUGUUUUCAUAG
This is a messenger RNA of Penicillium roqueforti, 2112 nucleotides long. RefSeq lists its product as uncharacterized. Gene Ontology annotation, molecular function: oxidoreductase activity; copper ion binding. Bases 1 to 2112 code for a protein of 703 amino acids. Lineage: Eukaryota; Fungi; Ascomycota; Eurotiomycetes; Eurotiales; Aspergillaceae. The record is from RefSeq and is a predicted model, not a curated record. The transcript is spliced from 10 exons.